AUCUGACAUAACUCGACUAAAAUGUCGCCCUGUCAAAUCGAUAAAAAUUCACCUUCUAAAUACAUACACCUUGGUCAUGGCGUACAAAUGACGUUCAAUGUUGAACGUACCUUGCGUUUUAUAAUGCCGAAUAAAAAAAAAAAUCGAUGCAGAAAAAUAUUUGUCUCGCUCUUGCUGCAGAUGAAAGGUAUUGGUACAGUUUCCUGGUGUUCUUUUCUUUCGUACCACCGAGCGUUACCGAAGUUCUAUCGGAGAACGUCGUUGGAAGCGGGAAAUCCUGAAACUUUUAUGUGAGAGGUUAUUUGCAACAUGAAUAUAACUCUUACCUUCGGCGUGACGGUGCAGUUCACAAAUCCAACGCAUAUUCGGUGUACUGCCGGUGCCAGUGUGACUUACGAAUAAGAACCAGAGCUCGUUCAAAACUAUUUGCGGAUUUGGCACAAUUCAUCAGAGCUGCGCAGUGUAUCAUCGGUGCUGGCCGGCGUUUUCAGAUCAAAAACGAGUGCAUGCGUGGGUGGCUUACAGUUAGCCAGUAUUUGCGAGCGGUAUGGCAGAUAAAGACAACAAUUUGCAAAAGAGGCUACAAUGCUCUAGCAGCGGAAAUCCGUCAACAACAAAUUGCCGAUCAUCAUCUCCACCACCAAUUACACCAAGUUCUAUUUUAAAAAAUAGAUUACUCGUGCCAACUCGUUCCAAUCCCCCACCACCAUCUCCAUUUGUUGCUCCUGAAUGCUCAUUCACAUCCAUUAAUCGUCCUGUUGUAAAGUAUGCUUCCACUAAAGAAAACAAACAUGGUCUUCCGUACCGCCCCCCAGCCUCCAGAAAACCAAUCAUUCCACCCAAACCAACCGUACCAUCCAAACCAUCCAUUCCUUCCAAACCAGCCAUACCGCCUAAACCAACCGUACCAUCCAAACCAUCCAUUCCAUCUAAACCAGCCAUUUCGCCUAAACCAACCGUACCAUCCAAACCAUCCAUUCCACUUAAACCAGCCAUUCCGCCUGAACCAACCGUACCUUCCAAACCUCCAAGUUCCACUCAAUCUAAUUUUGGGCUGGUAGAUUUGUUAAACUCAUGUCCAUCGUAUUCCAACCUCUCACAAUUGGACAGAAUAGAAAGGAAGGUUGAUUUAGGAUUGAACAUGAUGGAAAAAAUGGCAGCAUGUAUUAAUCUUGUUUUAAAUCAGGUGUAUGCAAAUGGACCCACAGUACCAAGAAAUUUUGCAUUAGAUAAAGUUAACACGGAGGAAGCUCUCAACAAGUUGGAUAGUGACCUUCAGGAAGGAAAUUACAUGGCAGAAUUGGUGAACGACAUGACGCACAUGUUGAAAAAUAUUAGCGAUUUUAACAAAAGAUUAAGCAUUCUGAUGGAUCAUGUUUUUGAGAAGGAUUUUUUAAAAAAAUGUAGCUGGACUGGGAGAGGAUUAAAUUGUUCAAAAAUUUCUGUAAGAAAAUAUUCUGCAAUUUUAAAGUUAUUUAAAAUAGUCGGGGGAAACGAAGUUUCCAAACUUACGGACGAUCAAGUUGAAAAUUUUUUUAUUAAAAAACUUUAUAAUAUUAAGCCAGUUGGACAAUUAACGGUUAAGAAACGACGACUAUCGGACACUGAAGGAGAAUAAAAUAAGUUAAGUUAGCUAAGUGAUUUAGGUUAAGUAGGUUAAGUUAGAUUAUAAAUGAAUUAGUCUAUAUCAUAAGAACUAGUUAUAAAUUUUCUGAACAUUAUUUUUUUCGAAUAUACGUUAAAAUAUGUACAUAAAUAUAAAAUAUAGAAUAUGCAAUAUGUAUAUUAUACAGCAGAUAAAAUUUUGUUUUGUUUAUUACAUUAAAGUGUGCAAAAGUGGACUGAAAUAAAAUGAGCUAUCAUCGACAGAAAUUGCUA
Molecule: messenger RNA, 1878 nt
Organism: Anopheles stephensi (Asian malaria mosquito)
Lineage: Eukaryota; Metazoa; Arthropoda; Insecta; Diptera; Culicidae
Product: RNA-binding protein 12-like
Exons: 2
Coding region: 548-1618 (356 amino acids)
Source: RefSeq, a predicted model, not a curated record